AUGGUACAUUAUAGCAUUGUUUCUAACCAUCGAUUGUUCCUGCUAAAAUACCCAUCGAUGGCAACCAUCGAUGGAGGAUGUGUCGAUGGCCGUCCCAACUAUUAGCAGUCACAUGACACUAAAGUAAUUUCCGACCCGCCGCUUCCAGUUCCGCUUCAAGUUCAAGCGCUAGCUGUUGGCGCGGCACAGUGACGUCAUCAGAAUGGAUUCCCUUACAGAAUCCCUGGCUGGAAGUUUUUCUGUGUCGUCACAUCUAAACAGUCCUUCUGCUCCCCACCCAAGAUUGUCUCAGUACAAGGGCAAAUACAGUUCUCUGGAGCAGAGCGAGCGCAGAAGGAAACUGCUGGAACUGCAAAAAGCGAAACGUUUGGACUACGUGAACCAUGCCCGUCGUCUGGCAGAUGGGGACUGGACAGACCAAGAUGAGGAGAAGGUAGAUGAAGACAACCAACUAGAAGAUGCAGCGGGCGAGGCAGAGGAGGAAAUGGAUGUGGAUCCUGGGAAGAAGCUGCCCAGACAUUACGCUAACCAGCUCAUGCUCUCUGAGUGGUUGAUAGAAAUCCCCCCAGACCUGGCUGAUCUCUGGCUCCUUGUUGUUUGUCCCACUGGAAAGCGUUCCCUGAUUGUUGCAUCUCGGGGUUCCACCACAGCUUACACUAAAAGCGGAUAUUGUGUGAACAGAUUUCCAUCACUGCUACCAGGAGGAAACAGGAACAACAAUGCUAGCGGCAAAGAUUACACUAUUCUGGACUGUAUAUAUAAUGAAGAGUCUCGGACAUAUUAUGUGUUAGAUGUCAUGUGUUGGAGGGGGCACCCAGUGUACGACUGUCAGACCGAUUUUCGCUUUUAUUGGCUUGAAUCAAAGCUCCAGGAACAAGAUGAACUAUGUGAUAUAUCCAAACGCAACCCAUUCAAGUUUGUUGGCCUGCAGAAUUUCCCCUGCUCUCUGGACUCCAUACAGAAUGUUCUCAUGCAAACCUUUCCAUAUAAGGUGGAUGGACUUUUGUUUUACCAUAAGCGCACCCACUACACUCCAGGUAGUACUCCGCUGGUUGGAUGGCUACGCCCUUACAUGGCACCUGAAAUCUUAGGCUUCCCUACCCCACCAGGACCCCUAGCAGAGAAGCCAGCGUAUGCACAAGAACAAAUGCGUCAAAUUCUAGAACAUAAGAAGGGAGGAAAGGGAGCAGCAGAAGGUGGACGCUAUGAACUAGAACAUCUUUCCACACUCGCUUCAUCUGAAUGAAAAGUGUGCGUAAUAGAGAUACUGUGAAAUACUGCUACCCUUACGUUUUAUAAGAAAGAAAUCUACUAAUAAUGCCUUCAAUACAUCCACAUCAUCGUCCAUAACAGCUGCCAUUCCUCUAGAUAGAAAUCUCCCUUAAACCAGAUCAGUAGCUUACAACAAGACAAGUUUUGUGGACAUCUCGAGGUGUGUGUAGACUUAAUUUGCUGUCACAAGGAAAAGAACACUUACCAGGACUAUACACAUCUGUAUAGUGUUUAUGCAAUUAAACAUUUACUAAUAAAUCUAUUUAAAUAGGAA
Pseudophryne corroboree (corroboree frog) is the source of this 1546-nucleotide messenger RNA. RefSeq names its product snurportin 1 (gene SNUPN). The transcript is spliced from 9 exons. The record is from RefSeq and is a predicted model, not a curated record. Gene Ontology annotation, cellular component: cytoplasm; nucleus. The coding region runs from base 203 to 1246 and encodes 347 amino acids. Lineage: Eukaryota; Metazoa; Chordata; Amphibia; Anura; Myobatrachidae. Gene Ontology annotation, biological process: protein import into nucleus; snRNA import into nucleus. Gene Ontology annotation, molecular function: protein binding; nuclear import signal receptor activity.